Molecule: messenger RNA, 798 nt
Organism: Brienomyrus brachyistius
Lineage: Eukaryota; Metazoa; Chordata; Actinopteri; Osteoglossiformes; Mormyridae
Product: Glyco_hydro_56 domain-containing protein
Biological process (GO): carbohydrate metabolic process; hyaluronan catabolic process
Molecular function (GO): hyalurononglucosaminidase activity
Source: RefSeq, a predicted model, not a curated record
AUGGGGCAGGGGGGCCAUGAGCUCCUGUGGAGGCCCAUGACGAGGAAGGGGGUCGUGGGCGGACUUCUCCUGCUCGUGCUCUGCGUGGGGGCCACGGCAGCACCCUUGCAGCCUGUCCAUGAGCCACUGCUCCCAGGACAGCCUUUCCAGGUGCUGUGGGGGGUCCCCAGUGCAGCCUGCUUGGGGCGCCCUGACCCCAGGGCCUUUGGGAUGCAGGGACGUGGCCAGGUGGUCAUCUUUCUAGAAGAUUCACUGGGGCUUUACCCAUACUACACCCCCCAGAAGCGGGCUGUAUCGAGGGGGCUGCCCCAGCACACUCGAUUUGAUGGCCACCUGCAGGAAGUGGAAGCCGAACUGGCUCUCUCCCUGCCCUCCGUGGAUUUUGGGGGCCUGGCCGUGUUGCACUGGGAUCAGUGGCAGUGGGGGCGGAACAUGGUCAAGCGGGAGAUCUACCAGGAAGAGUCAUGCUCGCUGCUCCGGGGAUUCUUCCCAGACUGGAGCCCUGCUGAGGUGGGCAGGUGGGCACAGGUUGACUUUCAAACGGCAGCUCAAGUCAUCCUGAUUGAAACUCUAUGGAAGCUGAAGAUGCUCCGCCCCAAGGCAUUGUGGGGAGUGUCCCCAUACCGAAACUGCUACAACUCUAGUCCCACCCAGCGGCAGGCCACCCAGGGCCGCUGUCCUGCUACGGAGAUGGCCUUGAGCGACGAGCUGCCGUGGUUGUGGAGACGCUCCUUCGCUCUGUGGCCCCCUCCACUAACCAACACAAAAAAAACUCACAGCUGCCAUGAGAGAUACUGA